Molecule: messenger RNA, 1821 nt
Organism: Meloidogyne enterolobii
Lineage: Eukaryota; Metazoa; Nematoda; Chromadorea; Rhabditida; Meloidogynidae
Source: the annotation of a GenBank genome assembly
UUUUUUUCUUUACCUUUCCUCCUUUUUUUGUGACUAUGAAUGAAUUACUUAUAUGUGGAUAGUAAUAACGUAGUUUUCUAUGGACGGUCAUUAUCCUGAAAAAUUGAAGUUGAUGAAUUGUUAGGAAAAAAUUCCAAAAAAAAUUUAUUUUGUAAUUAAAUGAAUAUUAAGCAAAAAUUUUAAGAGAUAUUUUAAGAAAUGAAUAUUAUUAAAUAAUUAUUAAAUAAAAAAUGGGAUUUUAUGAUAAAAAAAUAAUAUUAAUUUUGAUAAUAAAUAAAAAUAAAAUUAAUUUUGAGGAAUCUCCUUUGGAUUUAUCUUUCAAAAAGGAAGAACUUCCCGAUCUUGAACAUAACAAUUUUGACUUUGAAGGGAAUCAACAAGAAUUUGAAAGAGAUGAAACGAAAGAUGAAAUACCAGAAAUAAUUAAAAAUAACCGUCGAAGGAAGUUAAGCUUUGGAAAUGAAGUUAAGAAAAAAUGUUUAAAUGGAGGGGAAUUGGAUAAUAAAAGUUUUGGUAAUCAAAAUGAAAUAAAAAUUAAAAAGGAGCCAAAAGAAAGUAAUAUUUAUUCCCCAACUUCAUUUUCACCAAAUUAUUUUUCAACUACGAGAAGUGAUUUGUCUAAUAUUUCACCUUCCUCUUCUUCCUUUUCUCAAUGUUGUAGUGGAUCUGCAUCCUCCUCCCCUAUAAUAAAUAAUCAUUUUAUUGGGAAUGAUAAUUGUUCAAUAAAAUCAUCUUCCUCUAUUUGGCCCACAAAUAAUGGAAAAACAACCCCCACAAUUUCAUCUACUUUACUUUCAAUAAUUGGAAAUGGACAGAAAAAUAUUUUAAAUGAAUGGCAAAGAGUAUUAGAGUAUCCAAAUCAACAUUUCUCUGAACCUUCAUCUCCAAAUCACCCAGAAGAUAAAAAAGAAAAAUCUUAUCAACAAAUUUCUGAACAUUUUGACAAUACUAAAAAUGAAAAUUCUUCUGAAGAAAUUAUUCAAACAACAAAAAAUGGAAAUUUUAAUAAAAAUUCUUUUGGCCCCUCACCUGCAAAGAUACGCCGUUUAAAUCAAAAUGAACAUCAAAAUAGUCAAAGGGAUGAAAUUACUGGACUUUAUAUUUGUGAUAUUUGUGAUAAAACUUUUAAUAAACAAAGCUCUUUAGCAAGGCACAAAUAUGAACAUUCUGGCCAAAGACCUCAUAAAUGUGAACAUUGUGAAAAAGCUUUUAAACAUAAACAUCAUCUUACAGAACAUAAUCGCUUACACAGUGGAGAAAAACCUUUUCAAUGUAAUAAAUGUAUGAAACGUUUUUCUCAUUCUGGUUCUUAUUCGCAACAUAUGAACCAUCGAUAUGCUUAUUGUAAACCUUUUAUGAACAAAAAUGGAUUAAUUAAAAAUUCUAGUGAAUUAAUUGAAAAUGAAAUUGAGAAAAUAAAUGAUGGAAAAGAAAUUAAUUUGAUAGAAAUAUCUAAAGAUGAAACAGAAAAAUAAAAAAAGUUUUUCUUGUUACCGUGUAUACUGCCUUAUUAAUUACUCUGGGUAAUUAUUGUUUCAACCCCUGGGCCGUAGUAUAAGAACGUGGCUGCUGAUUAGGUGAUCAACUCGGCACUCCAUCUACGAUGGGUACCAACCACCUUCUUAUACUACGGGCCCUGGCUGAUGGGAAUAAUUAUUUAAGAGAGGUCAAUUAAUACAGUAUAUACGGUAUUUUAUUUUACCUCAUUUUCUAUUUAUAUUUCUUUACUUUUAUUUACCUCUAAAAUACUUUUUCGAUCUUCUUUUGGUGCUAAUAUUUAUACAAAAUUAUUAUUUGUAACAACGCUUCCAUGUCCCUCCU